AUGACGGAGCCGGAACCUGAGCCUAUCCCGACGCCGGGCGUGGAACCUACCAGCAUGGAACCGCACAGUCCGCCCUCGUCGCCGCCGCGGAAUCCUACCUGGGGCAGCAAAGACACCAAGGACGCAAAACUGCCGAGCAAGUGGAAUGAUGCCGCGGGGAACCAGCUGCCCGGGAAGAUGGAGCAGAUGCAGUUAGCCGGGGAUAUGAAUGGGGAGGCGAAGAGGAAGAGGAUUGUUGUUGUGGGGUUGGGAAUGGUGGGGAUUGCGUUUAUAGAAAAACUGCUGAAGUACGAUGUUAAGAGGAGAGAGUACGAGAUCGUGGUUGUUGGCGAGGAGCCGCAUUUGGCGUAUAAUCGCGUGGGGUUGACGAGUUUCUUUCAGCAUCGCCAGGUGGAGAAUUUGUAUUUGAAUCCGGAGGAUUGGUAUUCGUCGAUGCCUGAAGGCUCGCUGAAUUACCACCUCAACACCAAGGUAACCAACAUCAACUCAGAAGAAAAGACGGUUAAGACAUCGAAAGGCGACGUCGUCCCCUACGACAUCCUCGUGCUAGCCACUGGCUCUGAUGCCGUUCUCCCCAGGCAUACGCCCGGCCACGACGCCAAAGGCGUCUUCGUGUACCGCACAAUAGACGACCUACAGCGGCUUAUCGAUUUCGCAGCAACCCGGAAAGGUACUACCGGCGUGACAGUCGGCGGUGGCCUGCUCGGUCUUGAAGCUGCGAAAGCGAUGAUGGAUCUCGAGGACUUCGGGAAGGUGAAGCUUAUCGAGCGGAAUCGAUGGGUGCUGUCAAGACAACUUGAUGGCGAUGCGGGAGGCAUGGUGGUGGAGCAGGUGCGCGCUUUGGGACUAGACGUCAUGAUGAGUAAGAGGGUAGGUAAGAUAUUGACGAACGAGGAGGGUUACGUGAGGGGCAUCAUCUUCGAGGAUGGCGAGGAAAUGGAGUGCUCUACUAUCUGCUUUGCCAUUGGCAUCAAAGCUCGUGACGAACUUGCGCGGAAAACAGGCAUCAAUUGCGCCGACCGAGGUGGUGGCAUCGUAGUUGCGCCUGAUCUUUCGACGUCGGUCAAGGAUAUCUACGCCAUCGGCGAGUGCGCGAGCUGGGAGAACCAGACGUUCGGCCUUAUCGCGCCUGGUGUCGAGAUGGCGGACGUGCUCGCUUUCAACCUUACGCAAGCGAAAGCGCAUGCGCCGCGGAAGUUCAAGCGACCAGACCUCAGCACGAAGCUUAAGCUGCUAGGCGUCGAAGUUGCCAGUUUCGGAGACUUCUUUGCGGACCGCGACGGCCCCAAAGAGAUGCCUGGGCGACUGAGAGCGCAGAAGAAAGAUAGCGUUAGCGGGCCAAGGGAUAGGGUGAAGACCUUGACUGAUGGGCCUGCGCCGCCGCCUGUUAAGGCGCUGACGUAUAAGGAUCCGUUCCAGCAGGUGUACAAGAAGUACCUGUUUACCAUGGAUGGGAAGUAUCUGCUGGGUGGCAUGAUGAUCGGCGAUACGAAGGACUAUGUCAAGUUGGUGCCGAUGGUGAAGAAUCAGAAGCCGUUGGAGGUGCCGCCGAGCGAGCUUAUUGUUGGCGCGCAGAAGGGAGACGAUGAUGGUUCUGAUCUCUCCGAUGACACCCAAAUCUGUUCCUGCCACAACGUCAGCAAAGGCGACGUAGUCAAGGGAGUCAAGGAUGGCACGUGCAAAUCCAUUGGCGAUGUCAAAUCAUGCACGAAAGCCGGUACCGGCUGCGGUGGCUGCAUGCCACUUGUUCAGACUAUUUUCAACAAGACCAUGGCAUCCAUGGGCCAGGAGGUUAAGAACCACCUCUGCCCGCACUUCGAGUACUCGCGCGCCGACCUCUUCAACAUCAUCUACGUUAAGAAGCUCACAGAAUUUGCGGAGGUGAUGCGCGAGUGUGGCAAGGAGCCUGAGUCGACGGGCUGCGAGGCUUGCAAACCGACUAUUGGUUCGAUCAUCUCGAGCUUGUUCAACAAGCAUCUGCUCGACGAUUCAAGAAGAGGACUGCAGGAUACCAACGACCGCUUCCUCGCGAACAUUCAGCGGAACGGAACUUUCUCCGUCAUUCCUCGUGUUGCUGGUGGAGAGAUCACUCCCGAGAAGCUCAUUAUUAUCGGCACUGUAGCGAAGAAGUACAAUCUCUACACCAAAAUCACGGGUGGCCAGCGUAUCGAUAUGUUUGGCGCGAAGAAGCAGGAUCUACUCGCCAUCUGGCAAGAGCUCAUCGACGGCGGCAUGGAGUCUGGUCACGCGUACGCGAAGUCUCUCCGAACAGUCAAGUCCUGCGUUGGAACGACCUGGUGCCGAUUCGGUAUCGGCGACAGUGUGGGGAUGGCUGUCCGUCUCGAAGAGCGCUACAAGUCCAUCCGCGCACCGCACAAGAUCAAAGGCGGUGUCUCAGGCUGCGUGCGUGAGUGCGCCGAAGCGCAAAACAAGGACUUCGGCCUCAUCGCUACCGAAAAAGGCUUCAACGUCUUCGUCGGCGGCAACGGCGGCGCGAAACCACGACACUCCGAACUUCUCGCCAAAGACGUGCCUCCAGACGACGUAAUCCCUAUCCUCGACCGCUACCUCUCCUUCUACAUGCGCACCGCAGACAAGCUGCAGCGCACAGCGCGCUGGAUCGAGAAUCUCCCCGGCGGCAUCAAGUACCUGCAAGAAGUCAUCCUAGAAGACAAACUCGGCAUCUGCGCAGACCUGGAAAAGCAGAUGCAAGACCUCGUCGGCUCCUACUUCUGUGAAUGGACCGAGGUCCUCAAAAACCCCUCGCGCCGCGCCCUCUUCUCCCAAUUCGCAAACACCUCCGACAACAUCGAGCCGCCCAUCGAGCCCACGCAAGAGCGUGGCCAAGAACGCCCCUCGUACUGGCCCAAGGAAUCCGUCAAGGAGGAUUUCCGCGGCCACAAAUGGAGCGAGCUAUCCUGGCAGCCGCUCGUCAAAGCUGAGGAGUUCAGGGACCUACCAACCGGCGACUCGAAAGCCAUCAAGCGCGGCGACACGCAACUCGCGGUCUUCAAAGUCCGCGGGAAAUACUACUGCACGCAGCAAAUGUGCCCGCACAAGCGGGCCUUCGUCCUCAGCGACGGCCUCAUCGGCGACGACAUCAAGAACAACAAGCUCUGGGUCUCGUGCCCCUACCACAAGCGGAACUACGAGCUCGGCGGGCCGGACGCGGGCCGCUGCGGCAACGACGAGCAGGUUAAUAUCGCCACGUUUCCCGUCGAAGAACGAGAAGACGGGUAUGUGUAUGUUAAGCUGCCGAGUGUGGAGGAGCUGGAUGAUGUGCUCGGCACGACCAAGUGGAAGAUUAGGAAAGACGAGACGUUGGAUCCGUUCGAAGCGAUGGAUCGCAAGUUGAAGGGGCUGAAUAAGGGGAGGAAGGGCUUCCAAGUGAGCCACCUUGAAGGAGGGCUGGGCGAGAAGGGGAAGGCGGCGCAGAUCCUUGCGGGUGGGGAGAGGGGCGCGGGAGGUUUGGACUGGUAG
Molecule: messenger RNA, 3480 nt
Organism: Trematosphaeria pertusa
Lineage: Eukaryota; Fungi; Ascomycota; Dothideomycetes; Pleosporales; Trematosphaeriaceae
Product: nitrite reductase
Exons: 5
Coding region: 1-3480 (1159 amino acids)
Molecular function (GO): heme binding; 2 iron, 2 sulfur cluster binding; nitrite reductase [NAD(P)H] activity
Source: RefSeq, a predicted model, not a curated record